GAGAAACCGUUCAGCUGCUCCAUCUGUGGCAAAUGUUUCACUGUCACCGGACACCUGAAGAGACACAUGAAGCUGCACACAGCCGACAGUCACCCGAGUGAAUCUCCAGGUUCACAGGCAGCCAAAGUUCAGACUGAAGGUCGCUGUCUCAGUUCUGGAGGCUCCGAGUGCGGAGAAGCCGCAGAAUGUGCGCCGUGCAGCUGCUGCGGGUGUCGGUCCAUGAGCGGAUCAGCGCCGCCGCUGAAGACUUUCUGUUGCAGCUGGAAAAAGGACAAGAAGCGGCGGAGCUCCCGGCGCUGAGAGCGCUGCUCACCGAGCGGCUAACGGCGGCUGCGGAGGAGAUCGUCGGUCUGUUGGAGGAAACUGUGGCGGACUACGAGGACCGAGUGGAGCGAUCAGAGCGGGAGAUCUGCCACCAGAGGAGGCUGCUGGAUGCCGUGCUGAAGCCCGAAGUCCGGCUGUACCGAGCAGAUGUCCAGCAACCUCUGCAGAACAUCUGCACAACGUUGGUGAGGAGCGAAGACCAGAAACAGGAUAAGUGGACAGAAACUCGCCACAUUAAAGAGGAACAGGAGGAACUGUGGAGCAGCCAGGAGGCAGAAAUCCCCAAAUUCAGUCCAGACUCUGUGAAGAGUGAUGAGCAUAAAGAGAAACCUCAUUUUUCCUCUUUUCAUCACAGAAACUCUAAACUAGAACCAGAGACCUCUGAACUGUCUGUAGCGGAGAUCGAAGUGAGCUGUGACAAUGGGCUGAACGAUGACGCUCCAUCAGGUUUCCGUGAAGCAAAAGGCAGUUCUCCUGAGAAACCACUCAGCUGUGGGAAAACCUUCCCUAAUAAAGGCUCUCUGGUUACGCGCAUGAAGAACCGCAGUGAAAAGAAACCGGUCAGCUGCUCUGUGUGUGGGAAAAAAUGUUCCAAAAAAGGUUAUCUGAUGCAGCAUAUGGUUGUGCACCGAAGAGAGAGAAAGCAGAACUGCAGCAUCUGUAACAGAAGGUUAGUUUGGCAGGCGGGAGUUGAGUGUCAUCAGUGUGUGGGCGGGGUUUCUCAGCAUCCAGCAGGUGGAGGGACCAAAUGUAAAAAACCGCUCAACUUCUCUGAGUGUGAUAAAAGACUUUGCUACAGCCACCACCUGAAGAAGGACAUGGGAGCACUCACCGAGGAGAAUCUGUUUACCUGCCCAUUCUGCGGCAGGAGAUUCACUCAGAGAGGAUAUCUGAUGCAGCACAUGGACCUCCACACCGGGAAGAUUCGCUUCCGCUGCUGCGUCUGUGACCAAAGGUUUGCUUGGCGUCAUGACCUCAAAAACCAUAAGUGUGGUGAUCUGUCACAAUCGAGCUUUGGCAAUGAAAGUGGAGGGGAGCCUGUACCCAGCGACGGAUCCGAUACCGAUGAUACGACCAGUGACUCCUCUGAACCCGAGGCUGAAGGUGGAGAUGACAUUCACAAGGACCCUCAGCAGGAGUUAAACAGCGAUGUGAGAGGCGGGAAAACGCCGCUGUUGCUAGGAUACGGCGGCGUUGACUGCGUUGCUGGGAAACGGCAAACGGGAGAAACAAAGUUCUGCUUCGGUUAUUACCGGACUCGGUUUCACUCCGGUGACCGGGAGGAGUUCGGCCGCCAGUGUCUCCUGUCGGACCGACCCGCGGAGCUGCUGCUGGACGUUCUUCCGGAUCAGAACCUCGCCUCGAACUUCAUCCAGAGAAGCCACAGAGACCAGGCGGUGCAGGCCGGCAGGCAGGUGUCCGAGCACCAGGUGAACACUGAACGCUUCGAGUCCGACAGCUGUGGGAUAAACCAUGUGGAAGGGGGGUGGCCCAAAGACAUCAACCCCCUUGACAUGGAACAAACCAUCCGUUUCAGGAAGAAGGCAGAAAAAGACGAGAGCUACUUGAACAGCAUCCCACAGCUGGGCAGUGUCGCAGAACAUUGUGGGAGACAGAACAAUGCCGUGGACAUCUACCAAGAGCCCUUUGAUGGCUGGGAGGAAGUAGAAGAAAGUCCAGAGCCACCGUCUGCCAAGACUAUCAACAUAUUCAGAGAUCCUAAUGAAGUCAAACGUACUGUCACAGGCCUUUCAUGGCAUCCUGAUGGUGGCCGGAAGUUGGCGGCCGCCUACUCCUGCCUCGACUUCCAGAAAGCCUCCAGAGACAUGAGCCUGGACUCAUACAUCUGGGACGUGGAGAACCCGAACCGACCAGAGCUGACCCUGAAGCCAGCAUCACCACUCGUCUGUCUGGACUACAACCCCAAAGAUCCCCACACUCUGGUGGGAGGCAGCUACAAUGGACAGAUUGUGUACUGGGACACCCGGAGAGGCAGCCAGCCAGUGGAGUUAUCUUCUGUGGAGCAUAGUCACAGAGAUCCAGUAUACAAGAUCAUCUGGCUGCAGUCCAAGACUGGGACAGACGCCUUCUCUGCCUCCACAGACGGACAGGUUCUCUGGUGGGACGUCCGGCGGCUAAGCGAGCCCACAGAGCGCCUGGUUUUGGACCCGACUCGGGAGGGGAACCUGGACCGGGCUUUAGGAGCAAUCUCUCUGGAGUUUGAGGCCACCAUGCCAACUAAGUUCAUGGUGGGGACGGAGCAGGGCCUGGUCGUCUCCUGCAACCGGAAGGCAAAGACUCCGACCGAGAAGAUCGUCUGUACAUAUGACGGCCACCACGGUCCGGUCUACGCCCUGCAGAGGAACCCUUUCUUCCCCAAAAACUUCCUCACCGUGGGGGACUGGACGGCUCGCAUCUGGUCCGAGGACAUCAAGGAGUCGUCCAUCAUGUGCACCAAGUACCAGAUGUCAUAUCUGACAGAUGCCUGUUGGAGUCCAGUACGACCCUCAGUCUUCUUCACCCUGAAGAUGGAUGGCAUGUUGGAUGUGUGGGACAUCCUGUUCAAACAGAGUGAUCCCACGCUGAGUCUCAAGGUGUGUGACAGAGCACUGUACAGCCUCCGUGUUCAAGAUAAUGGCCGUCUGGUGGCGUGCGGCUCUCAGCAGGGCGAAACAACGCUGCUGGAGAUUUGUUCUGAACUGUCGACCCUCCAGAAGAACGAGAAGAGUCUUCUGGCUGCUAUGUUUGAACGAGAGACAAAACGAGAGAAGAUCCUGGAGGCCCGACAGAGAGAGAUCCGUCUGAAGGAGAGGAGUCGCUCAGAGCAGAGCCGAGAGGAGGAGAUUGGACGGGAGGACGGCGAGGACGACCCCGAUCAGCUGAUCGCCAGAGCUGAGAGGGACUUCUACAACCAGGUGGAGGCGGAGUUAAAGAGGAGGGAGAUGAGGGAGGAGGAGGCGCUGAGGGAAAAAGAUGUCUGUGAAGAAAAAGAAGUAAAAGACGAAGAAGAAGCUGGACGAAACGAAGCAAGAAGAGGAAGAGGAAGAGGAAGAAGAAGAUCAGCUUUUGUUGUGUCAGUUGUUAGCAACAGACGUUCCAGUAGCUCGAUUCAGGUUCUGUUUCGGUUCUGUCCUGGCUCCGGUGUGAACAUGUCCCGGGCCCAGAACGUCCAGAAGAUGCGGCAGUUCGUCGCUCAGCGGCUGCACGCGGCGGCCGAAGAGAUUUUGGCGGUUUUUGAGAAAACGAUCGAUAAAUACGAGCAGGAAGCGGCUCUGAAUCAUGAGGUCAUCUCCCGCCAGCACGCGCUGCUCUGCGCGCUCCACAGCCCGCUGGUGGAUCUGAAGUCCACAGAUGUCUUCACGCAGCAGCUGAUGGUCAGCAAAGAUGCAGCUCCUCUGGAGGACAAGAAUCAGAACCAGGACAAGAACCAGACCCAGCAACAAAACCAGGACCCAGAACCCUCACAGGUUAAAGAGGAACAGGAUGGGGAGCAGCUCCACCUGGACGAGGCUGACAUCAUCAAGUUCACCUACAGUUCCGGGUUUGCAGUGACGUCAGGUGAGAACCUGGACCCGUCAGCCGGACCGGGACCAGCAGGUCCAGAUCAAGAUGUCCUUCUGGUGUCGUCCUCGGAGACUGAGGACAGCGAAGACUACAACAGGGACUCUGUCGGUCCCAGACCUGCUCCAGACAGACCGAAUCGUCGUCGAGCCAGAAGCAGGUUCACCUGCUGGGUCUGUAGCCGGACCUUCAAUGCUCGCAGGUUCCUGUUCAGACACGUCAGGACUCACCUGCAGGAGGCGUCGCUGGUCUGUGGGGUGUGUGGCGAAAGCUUCGAGGCUGCAGAUGGUCUGAAGCUUCACCUACAGACUCACCUGAAGAAGAGUUCCCUUCAGAACCAGAACCAGACCGAGACUGAGACAGGAACCGGGACCUGGAGCAGCGUGAGGCAGCGGUCGAACACAAACGUCCAGGAGGAGCAGAAUCCCGACAGGUGUGACGACUGCGGGAAGAAGGUGUGGAAGAAGAGGCGGCACAGAUGUCGGACCUGGAGAAAAAACCAGAACCCGAAGGGUCCAGAAGAAACCAAGAAGAAGAAAUCUUUGGUCCUGUCUGGUGGUCUGUGGCGGUCUUUGGUCCUGUCUGGUGGUCUGUUGCAGUCUUUGGUUCUGUCUGGUGGUCUGUGGCGGUCUUUGGUCAUGUCUGGUGGUCUGUGGCGGUCUCUGGUCUGGUCUGGUAGUCUGUGGCAGUCUUUGGUCUUGUCUGGUGGCCUGUGGCGGUCUCUGGUCCUGUCUGGUGGUCUGUGGCGGUCUUUGGUCUGGUCUGGUGGCCUGUGGCGGUCUCUGGUCCUGUCUGGUGGUCUGUGGCGGUCUUUGGUCUUGUCUGGUGGUCUGUGGCGGUCUCUGGUCCUGUCUGGUGGUCUGUGGCGGUCUUUGGUCUGGUCUGGUGGUCUGUGGCGGUCUUUGGUCUGGUCUGGUGGCCUGUGGCGGUCUCUGGUCCUGUCUGGUGGUCUGUGGCGGUCUUUGGUCUUGUCUGGUGGUCUGUGGCGGUCUCUCCACAGCGAGCCCUCUGGCUGCCGCCUGCUGUGGAUGGUCGAUGGCGUCAUUGCUCCUCUUGGCAGCGCUCUGCAGGUCGCGGAGGUAGUUCUUCCUCUCGAUGCAAUGACCUCUGCAGGAGUUAAAAAGCUCCAGAGCGGUCAGCGGGUCGAAGCCGUCAACGUCGAUCAGGUACCUGCAGACCAGGUAGCCGGUGCGGUUCAGGCCGUGGGUGCAGUGGACUCCAAUCAGCUUGUCAUUGUCCUGGUUCUCCUUCAGGAAUCGUCUCACGGCCUGUUUAAAGCUCAGGAUGGUGGCAUUGGAAGGAACCCGGUGGCCCUAGUCCAGCAGGUCCCACAGACUGAAGGAGUCAGACUUAGGCAGCUGACAGUUCAGAGACUCUUUAAACGGCACUUUGAAGGCGAUGAACCGAGUCCCUGGUAUCCUGCGUCCUACAGGACAGUAGUUCAGCCAUCGGUCCGAUACUCUGAAAGGGGAUUCCGGAAGUGUCUUGCAUUGUUUACAUUCUGCUCUUUGUUCGCUGAAAACCAAAAAAUGUCGAAGAAACGGGCAGAACUCCGGAGCCUGAAGGCCGCCGUGAACCAGCAGCUGGCUGCGGCCGCUCAGGAGAUCUUCUGGCUGCUGCAGGAGCGCGGCCGGGCGGAGCUGGAGGAGCUGAGGCGGCUGCUGACGGAGCGGAUCACCGCGGCCGUGGAGCUCAUCCUCGCCGCUUUCGAGGCGAGCAGAUCGGCCGAGAUACAACCGCAGGAGCCCGACGGGAGUCAGACAGCGGAGCAGAAAGAACUGCGUCUCUCUGUUGACAUUGGGAGUCUCUCUGAGGACAAACAUCUGAAUCCUGCCAUCUCUGGUGAUGACAGACUGAAGGAGUCUGUCCCCGGUACUUCCUCCAGGCUGGACAAUGAAUGCGACAAUCCGAUUGCAGAUGAUGACGACGAUGACGAGGAAGCGACGCCUCACUGCUGCAGAGUUUGUGGGAAGUCAUUCGACAGGAAAGGCUUCCUGAUGAAGCACGUAGAGAAACACUCGAAGGAUGAUGACUGUGUGUGUGGUCUGUGUGGUGAGCAGUUGGAAUCUGGCGAUGGUCUGAGGCUGCAUCUUCAGACGCACCGCGACAGCAGCAGGACCUGUGAUGUCUGUGGGAAGAAGUUCCCGUCAAUCCGAGCACAGGAGACGCACCGCCGGCUGCACACCGGGGAGAAACCCUUCAGCUGCCAUGUCUGUGGGAAAGAAUUCAGCCAGAAGGGCAACAUGGUGACGCACAUGAGGAUCCACACAACAGAGAAGCCGUUCACUUGCAAUGUUUGUCGCAAAGAGUUCAGCCACGCUGGCUCUCUGGAUCGACACAUGAAGGCCCACGAUGGACAGACGCCAUUCUGCUGCAAAGUCUGCGGGAAAGGCUUUGCUAAGAGUGGUGAGCUGAGGCGACACGUCCGCAGCCAUGAGUCCAACGAGCAGCCUGCUGCCACGAGCAGGCGCAGGAAGCCAAGUCUGACUCCGUCGCACUGCUGCAAGGUUUGCGGCAACGCCUUUCACAACAAAGGUAACUUUGUGCGUCAUGCAGAAACGCAUUUGAAUAGCCCAGACUUCCCGUGCGGUGUCUGCGGAGAGCGUUCCGAGUCCUCAGAGAGUCUGCAGCUCCACAUCCAGACUCACAGAGAAACCAGCCGCAUCUGCGACAUCUGUGGCGUCAGCUUCCGGGACAUGGAGAUCCACAUGAGGACACACACUGGACAGAAACCUUUUAGGUGCAAAGAUUGUGGCAAAGACUUUCCCCGCAAAGGCUCUCUAGAGCGACACCUGAAGCUGCACGCCGGCGAGCGGCCGUACAUCUGCGAGUUCUGUGGAAAGACCUUCAUUGAAAACACUGUCCUGAAGAGGCACAUCAAAAGCCACACAGGAGGGAAGCCUCGCAUUUAUUCCUGCGAGGUCUGUGGCAAGAAGUUCACCAUGAGCCAGCAUCUGGAUGUGCACAAGAGAAUCCACACCGGCGAGAAGCCCUACACCUGCAGAGUCUGCGGGAAGAACUUCAGGCAGAUCGGGAACCUGGACUCCCACAUGAGGAUCCACACGGGCGAGAAGCCGUUCAUCUGCAGCCUCUGCGGAAAAAGGUUCCGCCAGAAGAUCUCACUGGAAACACACGAGAGGUUCCACAAAAAGGAGAAGCCCUUUAGCUGCCAGCAGUGUAGCAAAGGCUUCGUCCAGAAGAUCGACCUCAAGAGACACAUGUUGACGCACACUGGUGAGAAGCCAUACAGCUGCCACUUCUGUGGGAAAAGCUACCAGGAGAAACGCUCGUUGGACUCGCACAAGAAGGUCCACACUGGAGAACAAGCCACCAAAGACCCAACUGUAGCACCAAACCUGAAGCACCAAGAAGGAGUUCACCCCGACUUCAUCCAGCUGUGAGCUGCAGCCCAACCAGGAACACCAGCAUCACCACGGCAUCACACCAGUGUCAGACCAGUGUCAGACCAGUUUCAGACGAGUGUCACACCAUCAUCACACCAGUGUCAGACCAGGAUCAGGCCAGUAUCAGCUGCUUCACGUUAACGUUUCUUCAGCAGCAUUGCAGCUGUUUGAUCCAACAGACAGACUCAGAUUUAUUGUUUUCUGUUUAUUGUUUUCUGUUUACUGUCUGAGACACCGGCGGUUCUUUGAGCUCCUGGUUCUGAUUGGUGUCUGUGAGCGUCUACCUGAUUGGCUGUUUCCACCACAGAACCUCCAGUAGCCCGACAGACUGGAUCCAUCAGGGCUGAAACACAAAUGAGAAUGUGGACUUUUACAUCACAGAACAUCUCUGAGCUCAGAGUUUCUCUGGCUGAGAGAAGUGGUGACUGCAGGACUUUAUUGAUCUGUGAGAGCUGUAGCGAUCAGAAAAAUAUCCUCA
Molecule: messenger RNA, 7767 nt
Organism: Amphiprion ocellaris (clown anemonefish)
Lineage: Eukaryota; Metazoa; Chordata; Actinopteri; Pomacentridae
Exons: 22
Coding region: 186-7286 (2366 amino acids)
Molecular function (GO): protein binding
Source: RefSeq, a predicted model, not a curated record